UCCCAAACCACGGCCCCCGCAGCAGCUCAAGCUCAAACCAGCCAAGAAGAAGAAGCAGAGCAGAGCACCUGGGAAAUGCAGAUGGACUCCUACUACUCCUUCCAAGACGACUCCCACUUCUUCGCCGGCGCCGGUGGCAUACCGGGCUCGCCGGACCUUCCCUUCGCCGACCUCAUUGCGUCCCUGUCCGAGCCGCUGCCUGCGCCCGCGAGCCAGAGCGCCUUCCAGGACUACCGCGCCACCGCCGGGACGCGAGGAGGAAGGAACGGUAACGUUAACAUCCACCGGAGGAUGAUGGGCGUGCUGGGCAGGAUGGCUCCCGGCUCCGGCGAGGAGGAGGAGGAGCUGCCGCAGCAACAGGAGCAGAAGCAGCAGCACGUGGGCGCCGUCGAGAGCAGCCGCGGCUUCCGCCACAUGAUGCGCGAGCGCCAGCGCCGCGAGAAGCUCAGCCAGAGCUACGCCGACCUCUACGCCAUGGUCUCCUCCAGGUCCAAGCAGGACAAGAACUCGAUCGUGCAGUCCGCGGCGAGCUACAUCCACGAGCUCAAGGUCGCCAGGGACCAGCUCCGGAGGAGGAGCGAGGACCUCAAGGCCAAGAUCCUCGGCCACGACGCGCAGCAGCCGUGCGUCAAGGUCCAGUUCGAGGUCGACGAGCCUUCCUCCUCCAUCGACUCCAUGAUCGGAGCACUCAGGUCCCUCAAGUGCAUGAAUGUCAAGACGAGGGGGAUCAGGUCGACGCUGGCCGGCCAUCGACUGACGACGGAGAUCAAUGUCGAGACAACGAUAGCGGCUUCUGAAGUAGAGAAGGCCGUAGAGGAAGCUCUCCAGGAAGUCGAGAGGAAGCAGCUGCCUGCAGACAGCGAUAACACGUUUCCUGGAAGCAGGAGCAGCAACUGGCCUCAAUCCCAUGUGCAGAACGUGUUUUAAUCAGUUUAUAAACACGAAGAGCACGGUCCUGGAACCCCAUUUGUGCACUAAUUGUUUCUCUUUUUCUGACGGAGCAAGUGAGAAUCUCCACGUGCCAUUUCCUUCAGAGUCUUGUUUCCUGGAUCUUCCUCCUCUGGAGCAGUGGGUUUUUAAGAAAGUUCUGAAGACGCAAGUAGCUUGCCUAGUUGUGCUGACAGUGAGGUCGACUUGGAUCAAAUGGGUUGGAAGAAUCGGAGAGCAGCAACUUGCACAUUUGGCCGUGUGCUAGCUUAAUGACCAGAUGCAGCAACCGGUGUUGUUGUUUGGCUCUAACUGGAGCUAUCAAGGGCCCAACUACACGCCAGCAGCACGAAGAAGAAUGAUAAGGACAGCCGUACGUGGGUGCCGACAGCUGAGGCUGUAAAUUUGUAACCACCCGAUUUUUCAAGCAUAGUAUACCAAGUUUGUUAAUUGCACAAAA
This is a messenger RNA of Lolium perenne, 1387 nucleotides long. RefSeq names its product transcription factor BHLH148. Gene Ontology annotation, molecular function: protein dimerization activity. NCBI's taxonomy places the organism in Eukaryota, Viridiplantae, Streptophyta, Magnoliopsida, Poales, Poaceae. The record is from RefSeq and is a predicted model, not a curated record.